Messenger RNA from Vespa velutina, 2487 nucleotides. RefSeq names its product cilia- and flagella-associated protein 97-like. The record is from RefSeq and is a predicted model, not a curated record. Gene Ontology annotation, biological process: spermatogenesis. NCBI's taxonomy places the organism in Eukaryota, Metazoa, Arthropoda, Insecta, Hymenoptera, Vespidae. The transcript is spliced from 2 exons. Bases 1153 to 1959 code for a protein of 268 amino acids.
UGAUACUAAACAUAUUAAAUAUCUUCCAUGUCAGACACGACAAUAUAUUUGGAGUAUAACUAUAAGCUGCCAUAAUUAUACAUCCCGUUGAAAUGGUAGCUACUAUAUAUUUUAUGUAUUUCCAUAAUCCUGUACCUAAUGUUUCUGCAAUAUUAUCUAUUAUGUGAAGAGGCAGAAUUACAAGGUUUAAAAACAAAGGUUUAUUUGUUGAUUCGAUCUUAUCAAACCAUGAUUGCCAUCUUGUUGUUAAAGAAUACUUAAAUGGAAAAAGUACAGCACCACAUAAUAAGGCCCAAAUGAGUGGUUUUAAAAAUGGACUUAAUACUAUGUAUAAUCCAUAUCCAGCAGCAAGCACCAAACACAAUAAAAAAAGUGCCACUGCAUUAUAGAUACCCUGUUUUAAAGCUUUUUCAUGACUUGCAUUAAAUCCAGAUAGCAUAUUAAAAAGAUUAUCCAUUGGUGAUUUAAUAACGUCCAUAAUUUUCUAAAUUAUAUUUUAUAUUUUAUAAAUUAUACUAUUAUUAUUAUGUUUGAUUUUUAUUUAAAGGUUAGAACGAUAGUCCACCAUGUUGCAUACUAUAUAACACAUACAAUACAGCGCAUAACGUCUUUGAGUUAACCCUUAUAUGAAAUCAUAGCUAUAUAAGAAUUCGAUAAGAAACAUAUAUUGGUUUAUGUAUUUAUUAUAUAUAAGUUUCUUACAUGUAUAUAAAGGAACUUAGUAUAAAGCAACUAGAUUCAUUCUGGAUUUCAGAAUGAUUGCGAAACUGCAUUUCGUCGUCUCUUAAGAGAACAAAUAAUGAUAAUAAUAAUAAUAAUUUGAUCGUGAUUGAGAUAUCACACAAAAAAAUAUAUAUAAAAAAUGAUAACAAAUUAUUCCAUGUUCAAUAAAAUAAACAAACUUAAUUGACGUUGUAAAUACAUGAAUUAUCCAUGUAUUUUCAAUUGAAUCCAAAAAUACUUUUUAUCUAUAAUUGUAAAUUGUAUAUAAUGUUUCUAAUUUAGUUUCUAUGGAGACAGGGUAAUUGUUUAGCAUAUUUAAAAAAAGAUCUGUUAAAGAUUUUUGCGUUUCUUUUCUCUAUUAUGCAAUUUGUAUUUUAUUACUUGUACUUAAUUUCUUUUUAACAUUUUAAAUGUUUGAAUGAAUUAAUUAUGACAAUGUCUAAUUUACAAGACGUAAAAACAAAUUAUUUGUGUCAAUGUACUCUUUCUAUCACCGAUGAAAUUGUAUCAAAGCAAAUUUCUGAAACCAAAGACAAUUUUAAUAAUGUACCAAGUAUACAUGAAGUUGAUGAAAAUGAUGAUGAUGAUGAUGACGAUGAUAACUGUGAAACUAAUAUUAUUAAUUCAACAAAUUUACAAGAUAUUGAAGAUCAUGAAAUUGAAAAGGAUAAAGAAAAAAGUACCCUCGAGGAUGAAUUUGCAUAUACAAAUGAAUCUUUUUGUUCUGAUGAUUCUUGUGAUGAAUCAGAGGAAACUGCAUCACAAUAUUUAAUUAAUGGUUCUUGCUCACUUAUUGUAAACGAUGAUAAAUAUAAAGAAAAUGGAAAAUUAGAAAAUGUGAACGACAAAGAAAAGGAAAUAUUUUACAAUAGAGAAAGCAAAGAGAGUAUAAACGUAGAAAAAAAUGGAAGGAUAUGGCACAAUAAUGAAAAAAAUAUAGAAUUUGGAAAAACUAAAAUAAGAAGAAAAAACAUGAGCUUUACAGACGAGGAAGUACGGAAAAUUGAACAUGAAAAUGAACUUUUAUUAAGAAAAAUAAUGGCACAACACCAACCUCGUGAUAAAGUUUUUAGAGGAAAUAUUCUAUCCAAAAUGAGUAGUUCAGCUAUAAAUAGGAAAAGAUUACAAAAGAAAAUAGAGGGAGAUAAUAUGAUACUUCUUCGUAGAAUACAACAAGCAAAACCAUGUGUGAUACCAAAGUCAACUGCGCCAGGUUAUAGAAUGACUUUUAUAUGAUUAUCAAAUUAAUUAGAAUCUAAGAUUGCUAUAUUUAUAUCAAGAUUUUAUUUACUAAAUCUAUAAUUAUAUGUUUCUAAAAAUGUAUAAAAUGUAUUACAUUUUAUGGCACUAUUUUUAUCUAAUAUAUCCAAAUGUAAAAUACUACUUCUUCAUAUCGUAAUAUAUUUAAAAAGAUUGAUAAUUGUGCAAUCAUUAUGAGAUUUUUAUUGAAACAGUAAUUACCAGUCUUGAAGAGUAGGUACAUAUUUUUAUUUUGCUUUGUAUACAUCACAACUUUGUAAAAUGUCUUGAAAACUUACUACAGAAAUUUCUACAAGUCAAGACUAUAAAAAUCACAGUUCUCACUCGUUUUUUAAUAACUUAAUUAUCAUUUGUGUAUUACCAGAAUUACAAUAUUCUCAGAUAUUAUUGAGUACCGUGAAUAUUUUUACAAUAAAAAUAUGAGCAAUGGAAAAAGAAAAACAAAAAACAAUGCAAUUGAGAAUCAAAUUCAUUGAAAUUUGAAUGAUUAUAUAAUUAUGUUUA